AAAAAACUUUAAAUCUAUAUGAGUACUAGGGUAGAUCUCAUAUAUAUGAUCAAAUUGACUUAAAUAACAGAGAGAUUCGAAGAUAUGGUGAAUUACAUCAAAUAAAUAGUUCAUAAUGGAUAAGAGUUGUCAAGCGAAGAGCGAAACCUUUUUUCUGUGGCUUACAAAAAUAUUAUUAGUAGAAGAAGAACAGCCUUGAGCGUCUUGUCCAGCAUUGAAAGGAUAGAGGAAGCAAAAGUAAAAAAAAUAAAUUUAAAUUUUAGGUUCAAUCCCAAUAUGUCUCACAAAAUAAUCUUAAGUUGAUCAGAAGCUACAAGAAGAAGAUUGAAGAAGAAUUGAAUCAAUAUUGCUUUGAUAUCCUCAAUUAGAUCGACUGCCAUUUGAUCAAAACAGCUUCAACUCCUGAAUCUAAAGUGCUCUUACACAAGAUGAAAGGAGACUAUCACAGAUAUAUUUGGGAAUAUGCUUCUGUAGAUUAACGCAAAAAUGAUAUUGAUAGUGCCCUUGCCGCUUACUCAACUGCUUCAAAUGUUUCUAAUUCAGAAUUAAAAACCACAAAUCCAAUUAGAUUAGGACUUGCUUUGAAUUUCUCAGCUUUCUAUUAUGAUGUCAUGAAUGAUGCUGUUUAGGCAUACUAAUUAGCUUAAUUAGUAUAGAAUCUUAUUUAUCAAUUAUAAGCUUUUGAUGAUGCUAUUACCGAUUUUGAAUAAAUUGAAGAUGAGGAAGGCAGAGAUGCAACCUCCAUUAUGCAAUUAAUUAGAGAUAACUUAAAAUUAUGGGCCCAAGAACUUGAUGAUGAAGGAGGUAGAGUUGAAAGCCUUUGAGAAUAUAUUUAAAAGCUUUUUUUAUUUAUUUCAUAAAGGUUAAUUUAUUUAAUUGAGAGCAUUUUAUACGAAGCUCCAAUGA
Messenger RNA from Paramecium sonneborni, 906 nucleotides. NCBI's taxonomy places the organism in Eukaryota, Ciliophora, Oligohymenophorea, Peniculida, Parameciidae. The record is from the annotation of a GenBank genome assembly.